UGGGAUCCAAUCACAACAAAUUGGAAUUGGAACUUUUAUGGGUAUCUCACGGAUAAACUAGUCAUACAAAAUGUAAAUAAAUUAGAUGCUAUCCAAAACGCAAUAUUUUUUUCUUGGUGAAAUAUUAUUCUAAAUAAUGUCUGCCGAGCAAAAUACAACACACAAUAAACCAAUGGUUAAUGUUGAAUACUGUGGCAUGUGUGAUUAUGGAGGACACUGUUUGGCCCUUGCUCAAACUAUAAAAAAAAGUACUCCUGACGCUGUAGUGUUCUGUAAACGAGGACGCCAAGGUUCAUUUGAAGUGCUAGUCAAUGAGAAACUAAUUUAUUCAAAACUUCAAACCAUGGCUUUGCCAGAUUAUGAGGAAGUAGCUGAGGUAGUGAACGCAGUAUCACAUGGCCAGGAACCACAAGAAAUUAAAGGACAACAACCAAUUAACUGUGCAAUAUCAUAAUUUAUUAUUAUUACAAUGUUUUUCUAGUUAUAUCUAAUAACAAUAGGAGUUAAUAUGUAGAUUUAUAUGUAAAUAAAGUUAUACCCAUA
Molecule: messenger RNA, 543 nt
Organism: Manduca sexta (tobacco hornworm)
Lineage: Eukaryota; Metazoa; Arthropoda; Insecta; Lepidoptera; Sphingidae
Product: migration and invasion enhancer 1
Exons: 4
Coding region: 137-454 (105 amino acids)
Source: RefSeq, a predicted model, not a curated record